AUUCCCACGUUUUCCCAAGAGCACCCGAACCCAGCCCACCAAUUACUUAUCAAAAUCCACCGACCUACCCUUCUCCCCACACGCUCGUCUCCUCUAUAUAGUCUGUAGACAACCCACUCCCCCUCCCACAGUCACGAUUCGUUCCUCAAUUCUUUUCACUCCAUUUGAAAAUGUCUUUUCUUGUGUCCAAACCCCAGCCAUCUUCUUCUGAUUCUGAGAAAAUCACCAACAGCGACGAUCGAGAGGACUCCGACACACUCCUUACUGUAACAAGCUAUCUCCACUUGAAACCGGCUCAAUCCUCUCAGACCCUCGACAAAGACCUCGUUCUCCGCCGCAUCCGUCACCGUAAGCGCGUCAACAAGGUUCGAAACCUCUUCCAAACCCUCGUCAGCUCGCCGUUUUCGACCACUGAUUCGUUCCGUGUCCAGGAGAAGAAGUGGGUCGAUGACGCUUUUGCUGCACCUUAGCCGCCCUUGAGUCCCCGGCAAAUGAUCCAUUUUGGUGAUGGGGAGUGUUAGCACAGGUUUCUUCUGUAGUUAUGUGAAUGACUGUUUGUGCCAACCUUUCCGGUGCAUUGCAUCACAGUUCGGCGGGGUCGAUGCAGGCACAGAGGAGUUUUUUUUCUUGUACAGUAAUGAACUGGUUGAAAGGAGCUUCUUUUGUCAGCUGUCCGUACCUGCUCUAGUUCUUCUGUAAAUAAUUUCUAGAAAUUGCUUUGAUGAAGCUUUUUUUUAGUAUGUGUCCUAAUAAAUUCCAGUUCCAUUUUCAGAAAUGAUCGAAAA
This is a messenger RNA of Vitis riparia (riverbank grape), 785 nucleotides long. RefSeq lists its product as uncharacterized. The record is from RefSeq and is a predicted model, not a curated record. The transcript has a single exon. NCBI's taxonomy places the organism in Eukaryota, Viridiplantae, Streptophyta, Magnoliopsida, Vitales, Vitaceae. Bases 171 to 470 code for a protein of 99 amino acids.